AUGGCGCUUCAAGAUACCCAUCUCGGGGAAAGUAAAGUGGAAUGUUGUGAACAGGAUGGUAUUGCCCAAGAGGCCGGGCACCCUGUGAAGGGACUUGUUGCGCCGAAGUAUAUGGGCACAGUGGCAGAUCAACGAGACAUGAGCGCGUUGGGGCGAGUGCAGGUCUUGAGGAGAAAUUUCCGCUUCAUCUCGAUUCUUGGAUUUGGCUGCACGCUGAUUUCAACGUGGGAAGUCAUAUUGACGCUGUUGAGCUCCGCCCUGACUGAUGGGGGCACUGCAGGGUUGAUAUGGGGCUUUCUCAUUGUCACGGCAGGAUUCGUCCUCGUUUUUGCCAGUAUAGGUGAAAUGGCUUCCAUGGCUCCAACCUCCGGAGGUCAAUACCAUUGGGUUUCCGAGUUUGCUCCUCGAAGGGCCCAAAAGUUCUUGAGCUACAUUACCGGUAGGCAUCAAGACCUGGGUGUUUCGCGGGCGGAACUGACGUUGAUAGGAUGGCUCAGUGCAACCGGAUGGCAGUGCGCUAUCGUAUCUAUUGCUUUCCUCGCUGGCACGAUCAUACAAGGGCUGGUCGUUCUAAACGACCCAACCUAUGAGUUUCAGCGGUGGCACGGCACCUUGUUGGUGGUGGCAAUAACAACCUUUUCAAUAUUGUUUAACACGUUCCUAGCCAAAAACCUACCCAUGGUGGAAGGACUCAUCCUGAUCAUUCAUGUGGUAGGGCUGUUCGCCAUCAUUAUCCCCCUCUGGGUUCUUGCUCCUCGAAACAGUGCGAAAGCAGUGUUUACAGAGUUCAAUAACGCUGGAGGAUGGGAUAGUGACGGGACUGCCACUCUGGUCGGUCUCUCCACCACUAUUACAGCCAUGAUAGGCUAUGACUGUUCGGUGCACAUGUCCGAGGAGAUCAAGGAUGCUGCAGAGACGCUGCCGAAAGCAAUGAUGUCAGCUGUUGCGGUUAAUGGAGUUUUGGGAUUUGUCAUGGUUGUCACUCUUUGCUUCACCCUCGGCGAUGUUGACAGCAUCUUGAGUACUCCGACUGGUUUUCCGUUCAUCCAGAUUUUCUACAAUACCACCAACAGCUACGCGGCAACGAACACUAUGACAGCGGUCCUGGUGAUCACGCUCACGGCCAGCACAAUCACUGAAGUCGCGACGGCAUCCCGGCAACUAUGGUCUUUUGCUCGAGAUCGAGGACUGCCAUUUUCAUCCUUCUUCGCUUAUGUGAGUCUCACGCCCCCAGUCUCUGGCGGCGUUACUGAUCGCCCAAUGCAGGUCACUCCGGGAUGGAAUAUCCCUCUCAACUCGGUCAUGGUGUCUCUAGCAGUCACUAUUCUUCUCUCUCUGAUCAACAUUGGCUCCCAGGUUGCCCUGGCGGCCAUUGUAUCACUGACCAUCACCUCCUUGAUAUCUGCCUACAUUCUUUCCAUUGGCUGCGUGCUCCUGAAGCGUAUCCGAGGCGAGCCCCUGCCACCUCGCCGAUGGACCCUUGGCCGCUUCGGCAUGGCCGUAAACAUUGCUGCUUUGGCUUUCUUGAUUCCCAUCUUCGUUUUUUCCUUCUUCCCUCUGACAAAGACAGUAGACACGAAAACAAUGAAUUGGAGUGUGGUGAUGUACCUUGCUAUGCUUACUUUUGCGUCUGGAUACUAUGUGCUCUGGGGCCGGCACAACUUCAUCGCUCCCGUGGCGCUGGUGAAGAGACAGGGCGGAUACUGCGGAUGA
Aspergillus fumigatus Af293 is the source of this 1713-nucleotide messenger RNA. Its product is annotated as putative GABA permease. Gene Ontology annotation, biological process: transmembrane transport. Gene Ontology annotation, cellular component: membrane. The record is from RefSeq and is a predicted model, not a curated record. NCBI's taxonomy places the organism in Eukaryota, Fungi, Ascomycota, Eurotiomycetes, Eurotiales, Aspergillaceae. Gene Ontology annotation, molecular function: transmembrane transporter activity.